Molecule: messenger RNA, 2297 nt
Organism: Prinia subflava (tawny-flanked prinia)
Lineage: Eukaryota; Metazoa; Chordata; Aves; Passeriformes; Cisticolidae
Product: PHD finger protein 13-like
Exons: 5
Coding region: 13-1584 (523 amino acids)
Cellular component (GO): nucleus
Source: RefSeq, a predicted model, not a curated record
UUGGACGUUAGGAUGAAAUUCCUCCCUGGGAGUGUGGAGAGGCGGUGGCGCAGGUUGGCCGGAGCAGCUGCGGGUGCCCCGGCGCUGGAGUUGCUGCAGGCCGGCUCGGACGGAGCUGCCGGAGGGGCGGGAGCCGCCCCGCCGCGGCGCGCGGGGACCGUUCGGACGCGGUGUUCCCCCGAGCCCCGGCAUUCCGUGAGCCGCGACCCCGCGCGGGCGGGGGGCGGUGCCUCGGCGCUGCCGUUGGCGGCGGCGGCGGCUCCGGGCCAGUCCGGCCGGGCUGCGCUCCCGUGUUCGGUAGCGGGAGAGGCGGGCGCUCACCGGCACCCCCCCGCACCGGGACGGCCGGCGCCAGGCCCCGCCCCCGCCUUCCCCGCCACCAGGUGGUCCCGCCCUUGCGGCCGGGGCGGCGCUCGAGCCUCGCUCCCACCGGCGGCGGGCACCGCACCGCACCGCACCGGGACUGCUACCGGCACCGGGACUGCUACCGGCACCGCCACCGCCACCGGCACCGGCAUGAGCGCCGGCGGGCAGCCGGCGGAGCCCUGCCCCCGCGGCGGGCCGUGCUCGGCGGGGAGCAGCCCCGUGCCCAGCCCCGCGUCCCCGGCGCCCGAGGAGCCACUUCAGAAACGGCGGAGAACUGUGGAAGAUUUCAACCAGUUCUGCACCUUUGUUCUGGCCUAUGCAGGCUACAUCCCGUACCCUGAAGAGUAUGUGCCCUGGACCCACGGAGGCAGCAUGAGCCCCCAGAACAGCACGGGGAGCACUCAGGACAGCGAUAGCUCGACCUCAUCUCACUCCUCCGAUGGCCACAUCCCAAUGGACAGUAGGAAGAGCAGGAAUGCUGUGGCCCGGGGGGCUGUGGGCAAUGGCCUGCUGAUGAACAGCCCUGCCUUUUCCACCGCCUUCUACAAUGUCCGGCCCCAGCAAAUCAAACGGAAGAAACCGCCAGCAAAGAAACGCAUUUUGGAGCAGGAGGUGAAGAAGAGGGUGCCGCUGAGUGCUUGGAAGGACUUUGGGGCGGAGCAGGAUGGGGUGAAGCAGCUAGCUGCACUGGCAGGACAGCUGUCUCCUGUGAAAGAGGAGUUAAUGGAGCCUUCCCUCAACCCGCCUGGGGACCCCCAGCCCAACUCCCCCCUGGAGGAGCCAACGAUGGAGGAGAAGGACUUGAUGUGCGGAGCACAGGGAACUGAGAAACCAGCAGAUGAUCCUCAGCUUAAGGAGCACAACUCCUUCUCUGCAGAGAGCCCUAGUCCCUGUAAUACCUUGGACCAAAGCACAGGGGAAGAUACAAGCAGAGACACCUCCCAGCUCAGUGCAGUUGAAUUCACAGAAGUUCCCAACACCAAAGCAGAAGAUGACGAUGCCUGGGAUCUGAUCACCUGCUUCUGCAUGAAGCCCUUUGCAGGGAGGCCCAUGAUCGAAUGUAAUGAAUGCGCUACCUGGAUCCACCUCUCUUGUGCCAAGAUCCGCAAAUCCAACGUGCCUGACAUUUUCAUCUGCCAGCGGUGCCGGGACGCCAAGCAGGAGAUUCGCCGCUCGAACCGAGCUCGGACAGUGCCCCGCAAGCGCCUCGUUGACUGAUGCUCCUGCAGAGCAGGAAGGCUGGGGGUCCCUUCUUAACCUGAAGACUUAGACAAUCAAUGCACUGGCAGGGGAGGGGCUGGGACACAGGGCCGGACUGUCCCCCUCACACCUCUGGUCCCUGGAAGCUGCCCUGCGUGUCCUCCCCGAGGAUACUGGCCACAGAGCUCGGUUAUCCCAGAAGUGUGUGGGGAAUAGGAUGGUCCAGAUGCUCAUCCCUGUGGGUGGUGUGUUGGUGUUUGUGAUCUCCUGGGGCCCCACAUGCACUAACUGUUGGAUCCCACCUCCUCCUCACAGCCCCUCCAAAGAGCCCUGCCCAUGUGCCUUCUGCACUUUCCCUGGGGGAUGCAGGCCCCGCUCCUGUCCUGGUGACACUCAGCUCAGCCCCCCCUGCCAGUCCCCAUGACUCUAAUUCUUAACUGGGUCCUUUCCUACUUGCACAUCUGGUUACUGUGGGACCAUGGCAGGGGGCAGGGUGUGGGACAGCCCCCUGUCGCACAGCAGCCCCCAGGCUCGUCCCUGUGCCUAUCUCCUCCUGUGGAAAGCCUGGGCCCCAAAAGUGCUUUAUGUUUUUAUAGUUGAUUUGUAUUAUAGUUAAUUUGUAUUAUAGUUUCUUUGUAUUAUAGUUAAUUUGUAUUAUAGCUAAUUCUGGUCCUUGCCCUGUGGAGUGUGACUGGAGUCUUAUGUAUAUAAUAAAUACUUUUGCCAUAAGA